Molecule: messenger RNA, 862 nt
Organism: Hemisphaericaspora subhashii
Lineage: Eukaryota; Fungi; Ascomycota; Pichiomycetes; Serinales; Debaryomycetaceae
Exons: 1
Source: RefSeq, a predicted model, not a curated record
AUGCCUUUUAAGAUCUUUUCAAAGAAUUCACAAGAAUCUUCUGAUUCAAAAUUAUCAUUAUUAUCCAAGGCGGAAUUCAAGAAACUUGAGAAGAACAUGAAGACUCUUUAUUUCACUGGAUUAUUCCAGAAAAACCAGGCAACCGCCAGGUUUAUUGCCAAGUAUCAGAAGGCAAAAUUAAACUCCACCUAUCCAAUCACAAUGACUGAGUUCUUGCAGUCUUGUUAUAAAGAAACAACCCAAGAAAAAAUACCAGAGACAAUUCACGACAUAUUUGUUCAAAUCUCAAUGAACGAAGACUUAGAGAACUACAAUCCAGAACCCGCUGACAAUACAACUGAAUCAUCAACCGGCUUAGAAUCAUCUUCUGAUAAUACCGCCACUACUGAUCCUACUUCUAUGUCUCUCACUACUGUUGCUGUUGAAAUUACCACUGCCCCUGUUGUUGCUGCUGUUGCUCCUGUUGUUGUUGCCGCUGCUGAAACUACCACCGCUGCUGUUGCUCCUGUUGUUGCUCCUGUUGUUGGUGCCACUGUUGUUCCUACUCCUAUUCCUGCUACUGCCACUACUGCCACCAAUACAGUUUUAAUUUCAUCGGAUACAAUUUUAUUUUCAUCGGAUGCUGAGAACUCAGAAGAAGAAGAGGAAAUCGACUUUCAAGCCAUGUAUAAUACCAAAACUUCAUUUAAGUCUAAACUUUUUAACAACUGGUACAAAACCAAAAUUCAAUCCAAAGCGUUUAGAAUCAAUAGUGCCAAACGAAUCAAGAAAUUGUUCACGUUCUUUUCAAAAGAGAAUAGUUUAGAUCAUGCGGACUGUUUUGAAUUGUCCACUGAGGAAAACUGUGAACUAUUGGGAAUUG